This is a messenger RNA of Trichogramma pretiosum, 796 nucleotides long. Its product is annotated as histone H2A-beta, sperm-like. Lineage: Eukaryota; Metazoa; Arthropoda; Insecta; Hymenoptera; Trichogrammatidae. Bases 296 to 706 code for a protein of 136 amino acids. The record is from RefSeq and is a predicted model, not a curated record. Gene Ontology annotation, molecular function: DNA binding; structural constituent of chromatin; protein heterodimerization activity. Gene Ontology annotation, cellular component: nucleosome. The transcript has a single exon.
UUGAGUAAAAGCUAUCUCAUAAACAAGAAUAGAUUUAUUUGCUUGAUUAACCGAGCUCGACAUUCUUCAUAAAACUGUUAAAAACCAUAUUUAAAACAAAACAAUCGAGCAUAACUAAAUGUCAUUGGUUUGAGCAGAAAACGGUUUGAAAUACUAGGUUAGACAAUUUUUCAAAAUCAUUGAGCAAGAUAAUUUGACCGAUUGUCAAUGUGGGUUUAAAAAAGUUAAUAAAAAAGUCUUAAACUAUCAAUUAAUCGCGGAUUGAUAAAUAUAAAUUUAAAGUAAAGAGAGCAAAAUGAGCGGAAGAGGAAAAGAAAUAAGAAACGAAGUCAGGUCGAAGGGCGGCAGAUCGUCGACGUCGUCGCGGGUCGACCUGAACUUUCCCGUUGGCCGUAUACAUCGGCUGCUGCGCAAGGGCCGCUACUGCAAGAACAUAGGCAAGGGCGGCGCCGUCUACAUGGCCGCGGUCCUCGAGUACCUGUCGGCGGAGCUGCUCGAACUGGCCGGCAACGCGGCGCGCGACAACAAAAAGUCCAGGAUCGUCCCGAGGCACUUGGCCCUGGCCAUACAGAACGACGAGGAGCUAAGCAAGCUGCUGUCGAGCGUCACCCUGACUGAGGGCGGAGUCCUGCCCAAAAUUCAAGUCGUGCUGCUGCCCAAGUCACAUAGCAAACGAACGCCAAAGCCGGAUCAAAGCAAAAAUUGAUCGCCGAUGCGCUAACAAAAUUUUCCACAUUUACUUUGUAACGUCAAAAAACGCGAUAGUCAUCGUGUCUGUGCCUUGUCUUGUCCUCGG